CUGAAAUCCGAGAUGCCUCGCAGCCUGGACUUGGUGAGGUCCCAGUAAAAGCAGCUCGCCUGCUAUCCCUCUCCCUAAGCAGUCACUCCGUUGCAUUGGCCUGGGCAGCAUGGAGCUAGUCCCCUGGACUCACAUAGGACUCGCACUCCUCCAGCUCCUUUUCAUCUCCUGCUUGCCAAGAGAAUACAUGGUGAUCAAUGAAAACUGCCCUGGAGCUGAAUGGAAUAUCAUGUGCCGGGAAUGCUGUGAAUAUGACCAGAUCCAGUGUGUCUGCCCGGGCGGGAAAGAAAAAGUGGGCUACACCAUUCCCUGCUGCAGGAAUGAGGAAAAUGAGUGUGACUCCUGUUUAAUCCACCCAGGCUGCACCAUUUUUGAGAACUGCAAGUCCUGCCGCAAUGGCUCCUGGGGUGGAACGCUAGACGACUUCUACAUCAAAGGGAUCUACUGUGCGGAGUGCAGAGCAGGCUGGUACGGAGGGGACUGCAUGAGAUGUGGGCAGGUUCUUCGGGCUUCCAAGGGUCAGAUUUUGCUGGAGAGCUACCCACUGAAUGCACACUGUGAAUGGACCAUUCAUGUUAAACCUGGGUUUAUCAUCGAAUUAAGGUUUGCCAUGCUGAGCCUGGAGUUUGACUACAUGUGCCAGUAUGAUUAUGUGGAGAUCCGGGAUGGGGACAAUAUAGAUAGCAGGAUAAUUAAGCGUUUCUGUGGCAAUGACAGGCCGCCUCCAAUCCGAAGCACUGGGACCUCACUCCAUGUUCUCUUCCAGUCUGAUGGAUCCAAGAACUUUGAUGGGUUUCAUGCUAUCUUUGAAGAAAUUACAGCUUGUUCUUCAUCUCCAUGUUAUCAUGAUGGAACAUGUAUUCUUGAUAAAGUUGGUGCCUACAGAUGUGCUUGUCUGGCAGGCUAUACCGGGAAUCACUGUGAAAGCUUGGUGAUGUGUAGGACUCCAGGUGCUCCCGCUCAUGGUAUUGUGGAAGGAGAUGACUUUAAAUACGGGGCCCAGGUUUACUUCAAGUGCAACGCAGGUUACAACUUAAAAGGCAGCCGUGUUGCCUACUGUCAGCUUGAUGGGAGUUGGUCAACACAUCAUCCUGAAUGUGUUCUACAAGAAAAAAACUGCUCAGACCCUGGUGGCCCAUUCAAUGGCUACAGAAGAGUGGUGGAAGACACUGGGCUAAUGACCGGACGCUAUGCAAAAAUUGGCACAGUCAUUGCUUUCUUUUGUAACAACUCAUAUGUUCUUAGUGGUAAUGAGCAGAGGACCUGCCAAGACAAGGGAGAGUGGUCAGGGAAACAACCAAUCUGCAUAAAAGCCUGCAGAGAGCCAAAGAUCUCUGACCUGGUGAGACAGAAAGUGCUUCCAAUGCAGGUUCAGUCAAGGGAGACGCCUUUGCAUCAACUCUACUCUUCUGCAUUCAGCAAACAGAAGCUCGAAAUAUAUCCAACCAAGAAGCCAACGCUGCCCUUUGGAGAUCUGCCUCCAGGGUACCAGCAUUUGCACACUCAGCUUCAGUAUGACUGCAUUUCUCCCUUCUACCGCCGCCUGGGAAGCAGCAGGAGGACCUGUCUGAAGACAGGAAAAUGGAGCGGGCGGGCUCCCUCAUGCAUUCCAAUCUGUGGAAAAACGGAAAACAUCACUCUUCAAAAGACUUCAUCUAUCAGAUGGCCCUGGCAAGCAGCCAUCUAUCGGAAAGCCAAUGGGGUAAAGGAGAUCAGCCUCCGGAAGGGGGCGUGGAUCCUGAUCUGCAGUGGGGCCCUGGUGAACGAGCGCACCGUGGUGGUGGCAGCUCACUGUGUCACUGACUUGGGGAAGAUCACUGUCCUCAAGACAGCGGAACUCAAAGUGGUCUUGGGGAAAUUCUACAGGGACGACGACCGAAAUGAGAAGACCAUCCAGAACUUACGGAUUUCUGCCAUCCUAGUGAAUCCAAACUAUGACCCCAUAUUGCUUGAUUCCGACAUGGCCAUUGUAAAACUCCUGGACAAAGCCAAAAUCAGCAGCCAUGUUCAACCCAUUUGCCUGGCAUCUGCUCAUGAUUUGGACCCAUCCACAGAGGAUUUAAAAAUAGUGAUUACUGGCUGGAAGAUACUCGCUGACAUUAAGGAUCCCAGCUACAAGAAUGAUACAAUCCGCAUGGGAGCUGUUCAGAUGGUGGACUCGCUGUUGUGCGAGCAGCAAUAUGAGGAUAAUGGAAUCCAGGUCAUCAUCACUGACAGCAUGUUCUGUGCCAGGCAGCACCCCACUGCCUUUUCUAACAUCUGCCCUGCUGAGACUGGAGGCAUUGCAGCCAUAACUUUGCCAGGAAAAGCAUCUCCUGAGCAAAAAUGGCACCUGAUGGGAUUAGUGAGCUGGGGUUACGAUAAAACUUGCAGCCUAGAACUCUACACUGGCUAUACCAAAGCAAUUCCAUUCAAGGACUGGAUUGAGAAGAACAUGAAAUAAAACGCUGGGUCUGGACAUGGCGUUUUAUAAGUUUCGUAGUUUCUCUCACAAUCUCUACUGCUUUAGGCUUCUCUUCCCACCGAUGAGCCACAUUUGGGUUACAGUUAAGGCAGAUGCCCUGACAAUUUGUCAUAGGCUCCGCUGUUCAAUGAGGCCACUUUACUUACAGGCUCUCUCUGUGUGAGGGGUUUCAACAUAUCUCAGCCUGCCUGUUUCCCUGCGUGUGAAGAUGGUGCUUGGCUCCUGAGUCUGACACCCAUAAGCAGGACAACUAGUAAUGGCUGAAUUCAGUCUGUGGUAUAUAGUCAGCCGGAUAAAUGGAUCUGUGUGCAUUUCACAAAGGAGCAUAGGUUUGAGAGAAUUUGGAGGUUGGAAAGAGUAGCCUGAAGUAAUUACUAUGGAUGAGCCUGUUAUGGUGUUUUCUCUGUAUUGCCAUAGUACGAUGUAUUCUUUCCCCCUCCUAAGUACUGUGCACAUUAA
This is a messenger RNA of Malaclemys terrapin pileata, 2923 nucleotides long. RefSeq names its product peptidase domain containing associated with muscle regeneration 1 (gene PAMR1). The coding region runs from base 110 to 2443 and encodes 777 amino acids. Gene Ontology annotation, molecular function: calcium ion binding; serine-type endopeptidase activity. NCBI's taxonomy places the organism in Eukaryota, Metazoa, Chordata, Testudines, Emydidae. Gene Ontology annotation, biological process: proteolysis. The transcript has 12 exons. The record is from RefSeq and is a predicted model, not a curated record.